CCUGCUCGAGUACUCGACGUCGGUAGUCGGAGCGGCACAGAACAGGGGAUCCGCUUGGUAAACGGGCUUAACCGGCACGGGCCGUAUGUCACGCUGAGCCACGCCUGGGGGCGGUCGAGGGUCAUUACCACGACGGCAUCUACCAUCCAGCAGAGGCGAGAUGGCAUCUCUUUGAGCGAGCUCUCCCAGACCUUCCGGGAUGCGGUCACCGUCGCCCGGAAGCUGUUGGUGCGAUACCUGUGGAUCGACUCUCUGUGCAUCAUCCAGGACUCAGCUGAGGAUUGGCCUAUCGAGGCCGCUAAGAUGGGCCAAUACUACUCCAACUCUCUUCUCACCAUAUCGGCGGUAUCAGCACCGGGCGGAGACCACGGCAUUUUUUGCAGCCGCAACCCACACGUUCUGACUCCCUGUCCUACACACCGCCCGCCACUAUGGCAGCGAGCUUGGGUAAUGCAGGAGCGCGUCCUGCCUCCACGGCUGCUCAUGUUUUCCGACGCGCAAAUGAGCUGGCUGUGCCGAUCCGAUCACGCGUCCGAGUGCGCACUUCUUUCUUCAGCCACUGGCGACAGAAUUUCUCUCAUCUCUUUAGACAUCGGAACAGGCUCCGAGCUUGAGAAACUGCAUAACGCAUGGUACGACUUGGUUACUGACUACACCAAGUGUGGACUCACGGUCAAAUCCGACAUUUUCCCCGCAAUCUCUGGCAUCGCCUCGACACUGCAGCGCGCUAUAGCCGGAGAGCAGUUCGUCGCAGGUCUUUGGAGGAGCGACUUGGCGCGGGGUCUCCUGUGGUCGGCCGUGGACUCGACCAAGAGUAUGCCCGACUUACGGGAGUAUAGGGCCCCGUCUUGGUCUUGGGCGUCCCUUCCCGGCCCCUGCGUGUUC
Molecule: messenger RNA, 885 nt
Organism: Lasiosphaeria miniovina
Lineage: Eukaryota; Fungi; Ascomycota; Sordariomycetes; Sordariales; Lasiosphaeriaceae
Product: heterokaryon incompatibility protein-domain-containing protein
Exons: 3
Source: RefSeq, a predicted model, not a curated record